UCCAGGAUUUCUCGUUCAGCAAGCAGAGGAGAGAAAAAGAUCACUUGCCAGGAGGGAAAAGUCACCUUAUGUCAACCGAUCCUUCGUACCCAUACUGUCUCCAGAAUCGCUUUCACUGCCCUUCUUCAUGAUGAACUUCUUUCUCGAGGCUGCAAAAUCUUUGCCAAGACUGUUCCCACUUCUCUUCUUGAGGAACGGCCUUUCCUUUCCUGCACCAACAGGACCAUACAAUACAAGUCUCGUCACUGUAGCCCUCACCGACACUCAUCGUUCAGACCCUUUCGCACCAACCCAACAAUCGCGAGUAUUGAUGAUCUCAGUCUUCACUCCGGUCCUGCCUUCGGCUUGUAUCCCACUACUCUCAUCAUAUAUGGAACCCACAACAGCGGCCUUCGAGGAUGCAAGACUUGAAGCAUACGGGUUGCCAUCUGGGGUUUUCGAAUCGCUCAAUCUGCAAACAUGUCAACAAGAUCCUAUCAACCACAAACAGUUUCCUUUGCUUCUCUUCUCUCCAGCAGCAGGGACGACUCGCUUAUUCUACAGUGCCAUAGCACAACAAAUCGCAAGCACUGGCUAUCUUGUGGUCACAAUUGACCAUCCGUACGAUGCGGAUAUCGUCGUCUUUCCUGAUAACACAACUGUUUUUGGUUUGAACUUCACUGACGCGCAGAUCCCCUUAGUGGUGGACACUCGAGCCAAAGACAUCUCGUUCGUCCUCGACAUCUUCUCCAAAACCACGUUGCAUCAUAGCUUUCAUGGUAGAGUUAAAGCUGGAGUUUUUGGCCAUUCUCUAGGUGGAGCUGCAUCUGCACAAGCCAUGUUUACGGACCCUCGAUUUCAAGGAGGCCUGAAUCUUGAUGGAACGUUCUUUGGCGAUGUCGUCGAGAAGGGCUUGGAUCGACCAUUUCUCAUCUUCGCACACGAUGGAAAGAAUCUGACGAAUGAUCCGAGCUGGGACGCAACUUGGCCGAAAUUGACAGGAUGGAAGAGGGAAAUGAUGUUGGCAGAUAGUGCGCAUUACACCUUUUCCGAUCUCCCUGAUGUGGUUGAUCUUUAGGAUUUGGUGGGAUGCUGCCAAUUGAAG
Molecule: messenger RNA, 1084 nt
Organism: Mollisia scopiformis
Lineage: Eukaryota; Fungi; Ascomycota; Leotiomycetes; Helotiales; Mollisiaceae
Exons: 1
Coding region: 131-1057 (308 amino acids)
Molecular function (GO): 1-alkyl-2-acetylglycerophosphocholine esterase activity
Source: RefSeq, a predicted model, not a curated record